Molecule: messenger RNA, 780 nt
Organism: Neurospora tetraspora
Lineage: Eukaryota; Fungi; Ascomycota; Sordariomycetes; Sordariales; Sordariaceae
Product: protein-L-isoaspartate O-methyltransferase
Exons: 3
Coding region: 1-780 (259 amino acids)
Biological process (GO): protein modification process
Cellular component (GO): cytoplasm
Molecular function (GO): protein-L-isoaspartate (D-aspartate) O-methyltransferase activity
Source: RefSeq, a predicted model, not a curated record
AUGGCCUGGCACUCGUCUGGCGUGAGCAACUCGGAGCUGAUUGAGAAUUUGUGGAGGAAUAAGUUGAUUAAGGAGGAGAGGGUUAAGGAGGCUUUUUUGAAGGUCGACCGCGCCCAUUACUCCCCCACAUCCCCCUACUCCGACUCCCCCCAACCCAUCGGCCACUCCGCCACCAUCAGCGCGCCCCACAUGCACGCCUCAGCAAUCGAGCACCUCCUCCCCUCCAUCCUGCCCUCCCCUUCCCGCCCCGCCCCCCGCGUCCUCGACAUCGGUUCCGGCUCCGGCUACCUCACCCACGUCUUCGCCGAGCUCGUCGGCUCCGAAGGCGGCACCGUCGUCGGGCUCGAGCACAUCCCUGCCUUACGAGACCUGGGCGCUCGAAACAUGGCCAAAAGCGCCGAAGGCCGCGAAUUUUUAGAUACUUCCGAUUCUGCUUCGACAUCGACAGACAGCCACGCCGCUAGCGCAGCAGGAAGAAGAUCGUCCGUCAACCAGCGCAAUCCAAUGGGCGAAGUAGAAGGGCAGGGAGAACGAAAGGGCGAGGAUAAAGAUGAGGGGAAAUGGGAUGCUAUUCAUGUCGGGGCUAGCGCGAGGGAGAUCCAUAAGGAGCUGGUGGAUCAGUUGAGGAGUCCCGGCAGGAUGUUUGUGCCGGUUGAUGAUGACGAGAUGGGAUUGCAGCAGCAUGUGUGGUUGGUGCAGAAGGGGGAGGAUGGGGAGGUUAGUAUGCGGAGGCUGUUUGGGGUGCGGUAUGUGCCGCUGGGGGAUCCUCCGAGGGCUUAA